ACUCCUGAAGGUGAUGUCGUGUAUGACAGGAAUCAGCCCAGCAGGCGUCAAGGGCACCUAGAGGUGUACACCCCGUGCUCAUAAAGUACGUCGGAUGUAACUGUGAUAAAUAAAUGAGAAUGGAAUUACAGAAUUUACAUGGAUGACGUCAUGAGAUAGUGAUUUCACCCGGAUUUGCGACUGAGUCAAAAUUGGGGUGAUUCACAAUUCUCUUGAUCCAAUGCCGCAUUUAAUGUAUUAAAGCGACUUAUACAGAUCUUCAGCACAUAUCGGUACGUGAUAGCGGCCAUUACGCUUACCCUGGAAUGUGCACCACCCAGAGAAAUCAAACACUGAUGUUCUGAAGACCUCUGUGUAUCAUCCUUACCGUAACACACACGUUUGUGUCCCCUCGGACAAUGUCGAAGAGAGUGGACGUGGAACGAAAGGCCAUGUUGGACAGACUGACAAAGCUGAGGACUGACCAACACAAAUCACGCACAGACGAUGACAGCGAGGCGGAGGUGGAUCUCGUCACCCUGAUGCAGAACAAGUGUGGCAAUGAUGUAUUCGACCCAUCCAGCAGAUUCAGUACGGAAGGUUUCCAGUACACCAGAAGUCGUGGCCGCCGGAAGUCCAAAGAAUUUGAAGAUCUGCUGAUGCAUACUGCCACCGGAAGUCUUCAUCUGUUUGCGCUCACACAUAAAUCUGGUUUCCUUCGCCCCAAAACUUCCAGCCCAAGACGACCACCCACUGGACACGAGUCACAUCACAAGUCGAUAGAUGACAACAAGCCCAGUCUGCUGCACAAGUCACAUCGACCUUUACAGAGGUCGGUGUCAGACCUUCAUAAGAGAGUUAACUCCCUUGGCGCGCCACCUGGUGAUCAUCCAGGACGUUCCCCCACUCCAGGAAGCCCACCCAGCAGGAGAGGUCAGAAAGAAACAAAUGCUUCACCUAAACGACUGGGGAAGAAAUGACAGACCACAACGCCAUGCUCACAAACAGGAUGCUUGUAAAGGAGCUGCCAAUUGGCACCCUUUUGGGACGACGGAUGCCUGGACCUGUUAAGCGGCAUCCCGGGGGCCCGUAGUGAUGUAAGCUGGAUGUACUGAAUUGUUUAUCCGGUAUGCCAAAAAUUGACAGUUUUGGGGUUUUAUGUUGCAAAGGACUGACGAAUCAAUAAAAUAUAUGUCAAUGAAUUUUUGAGCAGGCAUGGUCAUGCGUUCUGUAUGAAAUCCCAGUCUAGUUAACUCAACUCAAGGAUGCCAAGACAAAUAGCAGUAUGCUGGAUACCAGAGUGUAUGACAUCCUCGUGAAGGUGAGAUCGAAGAUGGGUCUAUGUUGAUGUCACUAUGCUCAUUAUUCUGACCACGUGUAGUUAUAUAUGGGAACAGCUAACGAUUUUGGUGAGCAGCUACAAUUCACCUAGCCCCAUGAUGUUGCGCGUCCUCGAUUAUCCAGUGUAUUAUAUCACCAUCCUGAUAAAAAUUUAGCUACCAUAGCUUUGUGUUAAGUCCAUUAGCUACCAUAGCUUUGUGUUAAGUCCGAUUAAGAAAGCGUGUACAUUAACCAUCCAGUCAGAGACGUUCUGUGUAUCGUUAGUGGUAAGAAACAUGGCAUAGUAAACUCACUUCCUUGCAAACGGAAUUUGGUGGUCAAUGGAUCCCGGGCAUUUAUCAAAGCAUAAUGUGGAUAUAUGUCCCUGCAUAAUCGAUGAUGGGAACAGGGUUGUCACGCAACAAGUAUCUCAAAGAGAGGUCAUACAAAUAUGUCAUACACGAUACAAUACGUAAAAUGGUGAAUAUUUUCCUGAAUAAAAGGGAGGCACAUUUCCUCAA
Haliotis rubra (blacklip abalone) is the source of this 1820-nucleotide messenger RNA. RefSeq lists its product as uncharacterized. Bases 399 to 959 code for a protein of 186 amino acids. The record is from RefSeq and is a predicted model, not a curated record. The transcript has 3 exons. Lineage: Eukaryota; Metazoa; Mollusca; Gastropoda; Lepetellida; Haliotidae.